GUCAGGAGCUGUCCAUCUGAAAUUAAAUAGUGCUGCAUUUCAUUAUACUGAAUAUUCAUAGUCGUUUUCUUGAUGUCGCAUAAUCUCUAGCACAGCUCAUGACCUUAAGGGAUUCCUUGAGACAAGAAAUUCUCAAUUAAAAUACACCUUGAAUCUUGAAAUUUUUGACAGAAUUCACCUUUGGUUCUUGACUUUGAUAUUGCAGCUUCUUAUAAUCAUCUUGAAAUGAGUAUUCAGAGGAUCUUUACUCAGGAUAGAGCACAUCAGAGCAAUGAGUUUUCAAGUGAUUAUACUUUAGAUUUCCCUAAAAUCUCAGCUCAAGAUUUAGUUGCUCAACAACAGUAUUCAUCAUACAUGGGAUUCUGUUUUCAGCCAGAGGAAGGCCGCCGACAGCAGCAUCAGCAGAGUUGUAAUUUGCCUAUGAUCAGCUUUUUUGGAUCCCCCAGUUCAGCGUUUUUCGCCACAGAACGUUGCCUGGGAUUGACACAGCAUGAUAAUCAAGAUAAUACUUCCCAACUCAUGCUCAAUAAUAAUGAUCUUAACCAAGAUCAUACUUCCCAACUCAUGAUAGAUAAUUAUGAUCUUAACCAAGAUAAUACUUCUCAACUGAUCAAUAAUUAUGAUAUUCAAUUGUCAUCAUAUGAUCCUCAACAAAGUAGAAAUGGCUUCUUGACAGAUUCAAUUGCACAACCUGAGCCUGAUUUUCAGCACAACAUUUCUCUGCCAUCAUUCAUCAGGCCAGAAUUCUCAACCAGUCAACCUCUACGUAGACAUUAUUCUUUUUCCGAUGUAUCUGAGAAAGAGAGGAUGUUGCAUCUCAAAAAUGAGUUGCUGGGAGAAUUUGAUCCUUCAUAUAGGAGGCACCCUUCAAUUCCUUUUGAUGGAAAUCAAAAUUAUAGUAUCUCUCAUGAUUUCUGUGGCUGUCCUUUGGAAAAAAUGAGGCAACGAUGCGCGAGUCCUUCACUCACUUCUCGUAACUCUGCAUCUUCUGGAGUAUCCAAUAAGCACAGUAAGACAAGAAUCAGAUGGAGUGAAGAUCUCCACGAGCGAUUUCUUGACUGUGUAAAUCGCCUUGGAGGUGCUGACAAGGCUACACCAAAGCAAAUACUUAAUCUGAUGGACUCAGAAGGCUUAACCCUUGAUCAUGUUAAAAGCCAUUUGCAGAAAUACCGAAAUGCAAAGCACAUUCCAGAAUCUACAGAAACAGGGAAAUCAGAAAAGAGAAACAGUCCGGAUAAUGUGACAGAGAUCGAGGCCAAAACUGGAAUAGAAAUCAAGGAAGCACUGAAAAUGCAACUAGAAGUCCAGAGGUGUCUUCAUGAGCAACUAGAGACUCAGCGAACGUUGCAAAUGAGGAUUGAAGAACAAGCAAAAAAAUUGAAGAGGAUAUUUGAUCGACAACAAAGGACAAACAGGAAUCUAUUGGAGAGACAAAAUUCAAGCAUAUCAUCUCCUGCGCAGGAUGAUGCAGAAAUUCUGGAUGUAGAAGAUUCGGAAUAACACACAUUUCCCAUCCAACACAAGUUAAGUGUUAUAGUAACUACAUUAAUUUUUGGUUUUUUUCCAUAGAAGUAUAUGCAUCAGAAAUCACUAAAGAUUUGGAAAGAAGUAGCUUAGUCCUGCAGCAAAAUCAAGAACCAGAUUCUUCACUACUUGGUUCAAAAGGAAAGGCAACAUGUUGAGCUAAUUAACCUCAAGUAAAUUGUAACAUAUGUAAAAUACAGUAUAAAAUCAUAGAUUGUGCUGAAAAUUAGGUGGUUUAUUCAUGGUAGAUGUCAAUGAUUCUGUUGGCUGCAUAGUUAAAAAUGUAUGAAAUGAAAGGAAUAAAAUAAGAUGUCACUUUAAUUUUGGUAAGCUGGUAUAAAGUUCAGAACUAUUCAUCUUUAGAUAUGGUAUUUGAAAACUUGCUGUCUCGUAGCUUCACGUUUUGUAUGAUGACUUCAACUUCCUAUUUCUCUGUCACUCAUAAGCACUAGCAAACUAAGGGAAAGCUAAUAAUGACGUGUCUCUAGACUGUCUACCAUCCUUCUUGUUGAGUAAAGCAUCCCGCAUUCACACAGGGUUCAUAAAACAACGUUUUCCCACGAAUAGUCUCCAUAUUCCACGACUGCUAAUUUGCCCUUUAAUUCUCUUAAUUCAUAUUUAUAUAACUAGUGUUUAGCAGCAGCACAAUGUGAUGAUUCUGAAAGUUUCUUGAACGGACGAAAAUUGGCAAAGCUACUAAUCUCUCUCCAUGAUUCGUCUAUGCUUAAAGUGAAAAUCCAAGUUCUUGUGAAAAAUAUUGAAGUGUCAUCAAAAGAACUUUAUACUUCUUUUCACCUGGUUCGUAACUUGAUAAAUACUUACAGACUACAGUUAACAUGAGGAUGUAAAUCCGCGCGCGGGAGAAUUUUUUACUGGGAUUUGCAUAUUUCAAAAAUCAUUUAUUGAUCUUCUCACAGAACUCAUCUUCUUUCCACAAUAUUAUAUUCGGGUAUCAUUUUCUUUUCUCACAAACCACAUUAGUUCCUUUUAACACUCUGGAAGAAAUCUGAAAAGUCGUGGAAUGACGUGUCAAAAAAGUCAACUGUCAACUGUAUAUUAGGGAAUGUCGAGGUUUUGCAAUGACGUGUCAAAAAAGUCAACUGUAUUGACUUAGUAAUUCUUUAAAAACUCUGCUUAGUAAACAUUAAAAAACAAAUGGCUACCUAUUCCUCCCAAGCAACCUCUACCAAAUGCAAAAUACAGUAUGAAAGUCAUAAAUAAAAAUUAUGCUGAAAAUUAGUUAGCUGAUUCAAAGCUUGAAGUCAUUGAUUCUCUUUGCUGCAAAAGUAAAAAUGUAUUGAAAUGAAAAGAAUCAAAUAAGGUGUCACUGCGCGUUUGAUAAGCUAGGUACGAUACAGCCUCUCUAAAAAUAAUACCCGAAAAAUAUAAUUUUUAUAUAUAUACAAAUUUUAUACACUUUUGCGGCUAUCUAAUGUAAAUAAUUUCGGCCAUGGGCUAAAUGUGAUCUUUGCCCGUACAGUUUCCAACGUGAAAAUAGCACGGGCUAGCCAGUUUUCGGACUAGUAAUUGAAAAAUAGCCAGUGUUUG
Nicotiana attenuata is the source of this 3072-nucleotide messenger RNA. Its product is annotated as myb family transcription factor PHL5-like. Lineage: Eukaryota; Viridiplantae; Streptophyta; Magnoliopsida; Solanales; Solanaceae. Gene Ontology annotation, molecular function: DNA binding; DNA-binding transcription factor activity. The record is from RefSeq and is a predicted model, not a curated record. The transcript is spliced from 7 exons. The coding region runs from base 226 to 1500 and encodes 424 amino acids.